AUGAGUUCUCGGAGAAGCAGAUCUACGAAAUCAAAAGGGAAAAGCGCUAAAAGACCACGCACAUCAAAAGGCAUUGAUAACAAUGAUGGAGAUGAGAGGCAUGAGAAGCACCACCAAAAGCAGACCAGUAGUUUGCUUUCAAAAGAUAGAGGAAAUAGGCUUUCUACAUUAUUUGGAUCUAGUAACUCUCAAGGUACUCGCUCCAGCCAAACGCCCAAGAUUACUGAAACUAACUCGGAUAACUAUGGUGGUGGUGAUGAUGAUGAUGGUGGUGAUGGUGAUUACCGAGAGCAAUUGUACUCUCCGCCGUUGGAUAUAAGGAAGAAAAGGAAAAUUGCUACACCAGUGAAUCAAUUGCAUGAAACGCCUCUCGGAGAAAAUCUGUUUGAUAGCGAUUCCUCGGACGAUUUCCUCAAUCUAAGAAACUUCAAGAAAAACCUGCAUCAACUAAAUGCCAAUAAAAAAAGGCCAGAUAUAGCUAGCACAUCUUCAUCUACAUCUCGAAUAGACAAAUUAACAAGCCGCCCAAGCUCGUCCCAACAUUCCGAUUCGAUCAAGAGCAAACUAAAGUCCCCGCUUACAGGAACUUAUGGCAUUAGCACAGGAUCUCAAGGUAGUGGUAGCCGACGACUUUCAGGGGUGGUUCGAGGAAAAAGAGUGAGCGCUAUUGGAAAUGGCUUCAUUGGAGAGCCACAUCUGGAGAUACCACAAUCAAGCUAUCACAAGUUCUUGGACCAAUCGGCAUCAGAAGAAGAUAAGAUGCGGCAACUUUUGAUAUGGAAUUUGAAAGCACAGCUCGCAAAAGAUGAAAACAGUCGUUUAGGAUCUACCUUCAAUGUAGAAAGUCAUGCUUCAUAUGAUAUAGGUAAAGCUAUAAAGGACGAAUUGAUACAAGUGUUAACGGAAGGUUCAUUUUCUGUUGGGUGGAAGACUUUGGGUUCCUCUUUUUUUGAUAAUGAAAAUGGUGGGCCAGCACUAUUGCCUAAUCCAUUGAACAAGUCGAACCUUGAAAACAUCAAAUUUUUUUCAAAGAGCUUACAAAAUCUAGAGCAGCAGUUGGAAGAUUGGGAAACCACGUAUAGGGCAAGCGUUGCGCCCAUUGAGAAACUAACAAGCAUUUCAAAUACAAAAGACAAUGUUGAAAGACCAGAAAGUCUUGUUGAUAGUACACUAGUAUCCAACUUUAAGGAGCUAGAAGAUAGCUUUACGAAAACACGUGAGGAUUUGGUUCAGGUAAGACCUAUGGUAAAGAAGCUAUAUCACGCUGGCUACCAAAUGAAUCAAGCAUCUGAGCUAAUAAAGGAUGUGGAGAAGAACAAAAUACAUAAACAGAUAUCGCGUAGUUUGCAAGUUUAUGGAAGUCUGAAUCUUGCGAGAAACCAAGAACCUUCUUUGCUCAAAAAGGAUAAGAAAGCUACGUUUUCCAAGACUAGGAAUCUUCUCAAAUCAAUUUGUCAAACAAAAUUUCAAAAUUCUCAAGUAAAGGGAUAA
Molecule: messenger RNA, 1491 nt
Organism: Lodderomyces oxycetoniae
Lineage: Eukaryota; Fungi; Ascomycota; Pichiomycetes; Serinales; Debaryomycetaceae
Exons: 1
Coding region: 1-1491 (496 amino acids)
Biological process (GO): cell division; mitotic sister chromatid segregation
Cellular component (GO): MIS12/MIND type complex
Source: RefSeq, a predicted model, not a curated record